CUCAACGUCAUCGGCAGUGGCCGAACGUGCCCUUGACUAGCAUGUGAGCUGACAGUGGUGCGAGUUCGGCUGUUUGAAAUGAGUAAUGCAGGUGGCUAGUUAACCAGGCCAGACACGCUCAAAAUAAACUUCGUCCGCGUUUCCUCAGUCUUUGUGACCACCAACUGAAAGAAGAUGCCUUUACAUAAGUACCCUCCACGACUAUGGGAAGCCAUGAAGUUAAAGAAGGGCAUCUACGCUCGUCUGCCGCAGCACUAUCUCAAAGCUCUGCAGGACACAACCCCUCCUACCCCUGUGCACUGGAAACCUCUAGGGGUAAAAUACAGGGUUAACCCCAAAACAGGCCAGCGGGAGCGGGUGCAGGACAUCCCCAUCCCGAUUUAUUACCCACCAGAGUCCCAGGAUGGCCUUUGGGGUGGAGAGGGCUGGAUAACAGGAUACAGAUAUGCCAAUAAUGACAAGCUCUCUGCUAAGGUGAAGAAGAUCUGGAAGCCUCAACUCUUCAAGAAGGAGCUGUACAGUGAAAUCCUCAACCAAAAGUUCACCAUCACAGUCACGGCUCAUACGCUGGAUCUUAUUGAUGCUGCUUAUGGCUUUGACUUCUACAUUCUGAAGACACCAAAGCAGGAUUUAAACUCCAAGUUUGGGAUGGACCUCAAACGUGCAAUGCUUCUCCGGCUAGCACGGAAAGACACAGAGCUCUACCCAGAUGAUCCCGUUCAAAGGGAGAAGAUCUACAACAAGUAUAAGCAGUUUGAGAUUCCAGCUGAGGAGGCGGAGUGGGUAGGACUGAGUCUGGAAGAGGCUGUGGAGAAGCAGAGACUUCUGGAACAUAAGGACCCUGAGCCGCUGUACAGGAGCUGCGUGGACAAACUUGUGAAGGAGCUCGCCAUACAGAAACUGUCAGAUCCCCAGAUUGUGGGAAAGAAAGACUGACGAUGGGAUCAAUGCAGUAACAUCCUUUGACCUCAUAUGGACACAAAUUGUGACCAACGAUUACUGCUUGGUUGGUUGGAUGCUUCACUGUCCAUUCUCCUUCACUCCAGUAGAUGGCAUGGAUUUCUGUGUAUGACGUCACAUCUGAGUGAAGCUGCUUUGUCAUCCUGGGCCUGUUAUUGAUCCAAACACCACAACGUCUCGUCUACCACGAGUCCUUUCUUGUGUUAUAAUGGAAGUAGUGGAAAAUACUUAAGUGAUUGUACUUUGUUAUUGUACUUAAGUAUUAUUUAAGCUGAAUACUUGUACCUUUACUUUUAAACAUACUUUUCACUCCUUACAUUUUCAUUUAGGCCUUCAGAGUACUCAUUUCAAAUCUCAAACACCAGGAGAUUUUUCUGUUUUUCUUUUUUUCUCAUCAGUCUAGUUCCCAUCCAUUAUGUUUAUGUGGUGUGCAUUAGUCACAACAUCCAGAGUUUGUUAAAAAGAAAAAAGGCUGGUUACUUGAUGAAAAGUAAAAUGUCCUGACUUACCUGUUACAACAUUUACAUUUUACUUUUAUAUACUUACAUACGUUUAAAUGUAAAUAGGUUAUUACUUGCACUAAAGUAAAUUUUGUCUCCAUA
Messenger RNA from Colossoma macropomum (tambaqui), 1562 nucleotides. It is a transcript of the gene mrpl28, whose product is annotated as mitochondrial ribosomal protein L28. The record is from RefSeq and is a predicted model, not a curated record. The transcript has 7 exons. Lineage: Eukaryota; Metazoa; Chordata; Actinopteri; Characiformes; Serrasalmidae. Bases 175 to 936 code for a protein of 253 amino acids. Gene Ontology annotation, molecular function: structural constituent of ribosome. Gene Ontology annotation, cellular component: mitochondrial large ribosomal subunit.